GCGGAGCGGCGGGCGGCAUGGGGGCCGGGGCGCUGGCCGUACGCCAAAACAAGUCGGCGGCGAGAUUGAAGGAGGACAUGAAAAAGAUAGUUGUGUCUCCACUGAACAAGCAGAGGGACACAAGCUGUCCAAAGGUGUUUGGUGUGAGUCUUCUGGAGCUCCAGAAGCAGGGAUUGAGCAAAAAUGGAAUCCCGAUAGUUGUGUGGAAUAUAGUGGAAUACCUCACCCAGCAUGGUAUGACACAGGAAGGUCUCUUCAGAGUGAAUGGCAGCAUGAAAAUGGUGGAGCAGCUGCGUCUGCAGUACGAGCGUGGGGAAGAGGUGGAACUCGUGAAAGAUGGUGAUGUGUACUCAGCAGCCAGCCUGCUGAAACUGUUUUUGAGAGAGUUGCCAGAUGGAAUUAUCACAUCUGCCUUACAUCCCAGGUUCAUUCAGCUUUACCAGGACUCUAGAAACGACAUGCAGAAGGAAAGUUACUUGAAAGAACUCCUUAAAGAACUGCCUGAUGCUCAUUACUGCUUACUGAAGUACCUGUGCCAGUUCCUGAUAAAGGUUGCUGAACAUCACGUAGAGAACAGAAUGAAUCUUUGCAAUCUUGCCACUAUAUUUGGACCAAACUGCUUUCAUGUGCCCUCUGGAUUUGAAGGGAUAAAGGAACAGGAGAUCUGCAACAAGAUUAUGACAAAAAUGCUGGAAAAUUACAAUACCUUGUUUGAAUUAGAAGGCUUGAAGAAGGAUGAAGAAAAGCUUGUAUGCGAAGAGUUAGCAAAAAUAAUUUUGGUAAAAGAGCUUCUGACACCUCACAAGGAGAUGAAACAUCCUUAUGAUGCAGCCAGUUAGUUACAAGGAAUCUUGUUGCUGGUAUUGUCUGGGAUGAUGUCACUUGGCUG
Lonchura striata (white-rumped munia) is the source of this 889-nucleotide messenger RNA. The record is from RefSeq and is a predicted model, not a curated record. Lineage: Eukaryota; Metazoa; Chordata; Aves; Passeriformes; Estrildidae.